ACUCCCCCUCUCCCCAGGGUGGUGAGGGGCGGCGCAGGAAGAGGGGUGCGAGCUGCCGCCCUUUUCAGCACGGUGUUUUCUGAGGCCUCAGGUGGCCACCUGGCCCUUUUUCACUCCCCCCUCCCCCGGGUCACUUGGGAGGCCACUUGGGUUUGUGGAGUAGUGUGGCGAUUGCGGGAAUAGCGAGUCGCCGGUGUGCCUGUGGGCUCUUAAUCUCCGGGUGGUGUGGGGCGUGCUCCUUCUUGGGGUUUGGCGGACGAGUGAUGGCGGCGGUGCGGGAAGAAGUGACCGAGGAGCCCCGCGGCCUCCCCCCCCCCCCCGCAUCCAGAGGGCCGGGAGGCCCAGAGUUUGACUAUCCAGUUUGGUCUCCAGUCGGCUUCCCCCUCCCACAGGGUGGUGAGGGGUGAGCCAGGAGAGGCAACUGGGAGGCUUGAGCCCAUGUUGGGCCGGCACAGCGCCCUGCAGGCCUGUUGCCGCCGGCAGUGCGAGGGCUACCCCGGCAUCGAGGUCCAGGACUUCAGUAGCUCCUUCCGCAAUAGGCUCGUCUUCUGCGCCAUCGUCCACCACCACCACCGGCUCGACUUGCUAUCUUCUGCCUUCACGGAAUGGAGAGGAAUUCACAGGACAUUUCCUUCAUGAAAUGGUGGAUAUUCUCUUGAGUUACAUCAAGAAGACCUAUGACAGAAAAAGUAAAGUGUUGGAUUUCCAUCAUCCGCAUCAGCUUCUGGAAGGGCUAGAAGGCUUCAGUGUGGAACUUUCUGAUCAACCCCAACCUUUGGAACAAAUACUUGUUGACUGCAGGGAUACCUUGAAAUAUGGAGUCAAAACAGGACAUCCACGUUAUUUCAAUCAGCUUUCGAGUGGCCUCAAUAUUAUAGGACUGGCUGGAGAAUGGCUGACAGCUACAGCAAAUACAAACAUGUUUACAUAUGAAAUAGCUCCAGUGUUCAUUGUAAUGGAGGAGAUCCUUCUGAAGAAAAUGUAUGAAAUUAUUGGAUGGGAUGAAAGUGAAGCAGACGGCAUAUUUUCCCCUGGAGGGAGCAUAUCAAAUCUCUACAGUGUUUUAGUUGCCCGCUAUAAACGGUACCCUGAGAUUAAAACCAAAGGCAUGGCAGCCCUUCCAGACAUUGUACUAUUUGUUUCUGAGCAUAGUCAUUAUUCUGUAAAGAAAGCUGCAGCUGUUCUUGGGAUCGGGAUGGAUAAUGUGAUUGCCAUCAAGUGUGAUGAAAGAGGGAAAAUGAUACCAUCUGAACUGGAGGGAAACAUUCUCAAAGUCAAAAGACAGGGCAAGGUUCCCCUGUAUGUUAGUGCCACAGCUGGGACAACAGUAUAUGGAGCCUUUGAUCCUCUUACCAACAUUGCUGACAUUUGUCAAAAGUACAACCUCUGGAUGCACGUGGAUGCUGCAUGGGGAGGAGGUUUGCUAUUGUCAAGAAGGCAUGCCCAUAAACUAAGUGGUAUUGAAAGGGCCAAUUCUGUCACCUGGAAUCCGCACAAAUUGAUGGGUGUUCCACUGCAGUGCUCAGCUUUCUUAGUACAUGAGAAGGGUCUUCUUCAAGCCUGUAACCAGCUUUGCGCUGGCUAUCUCUUCCAACCAGACAAACAAUAUGACACAGCUUAUGAUACCGGGGACAAAUCUAUCCAGUGUGGCCGUCAUGUCGAUGUCUUCAAAUUAUGGCUAAUGUGGAGAGCCAAGGGCACACAAGGAUUUGAAAUUCUUAUCAACAGAUUUUUAGAACUCACAGAAUACCUUUAUAAACAAUUGAAGAAAAGAAAACACUAUGAGCUUGUUUUUGAUGCUGAGCCUGAACUCACCAACGUGUGUUUUUGGUACAUCCCACCAAGUCUUCAGAAGAUCCCAAGGGGAUCAGAAAGAGAAAGAAGGCUUCAUCAGAUCGCACCAAAAAUAAAAGCAAGGAUGAUUGAAGAGGGCACAACAAUGGUUAGCUAUCAGCCUCAUGGGAACAAUGUGAAUUUUUUCAGAAUGGUCUUCUCGAAUUCCGCAACUAAGAAAUCUGACAUUGAUUUCCUCUUGGAAGAAAUUGAAAGACUUGGGAAGGAUUUGUGAUACUUUGUGCUACUAUUAAAAAUGCCAGUAUGCAUUGUGUCUAUAUUGUAGUAAUGGGUUCGGUGUAAACUUUUGUUAGUGUUAUUCUGCAUAUUGGUUUUUUUUAUCCUCUUCCUUUUUUCCCAGCAUUUCAGUAGGAAAUUGACAGAGAGAUGAAAGAGACUGAAUGAAAAAGGAAACUUUGAUGAAAUUUUGUGUAACAGAGGGGGAAUUUAUAAGUGUUAAAAGGUUUUUAAGAUUAUUUUGUUAUUCUUUUUAUAUUCAUAGUAUUGCAGGGUUCUUCCUACACAUUCUAGCAUCCCGAACAAUUCAAUUCAAUUCAAUUCUUUAUUAAGUUUGUUCUUAAAGGUAUCAACAAAUAAUUUCAGCAGUUUUGUUCCAGUUAUCAGAAAGCCUUAAAAAUUUAGUUUUCAAAGUUUAUUUGUAAUUCAGGAUUUAUUCUGUGCAAAAUUGGUAUGUGUCCAAUUUCUGCAUAAAACUGUAUUUUAUGUGCAGGAAACAGAAUUUCCUGCAUGAUUUUUUUUUCUCUGCAGAAAAUGCUGUUUCCUAUGUAAAUGAACCAUGUGUUAAUUUUACAUAGUAUAAAUCCACAAUUACAUCAUUUCUGCACAGAAAACAGCAUUUUGUAUAUGGAAAUGUUAUUUUCCAUGCAGACGAUACUGUUUCCCAGAUAGACAACACUGUUUCCUGCACAAACUUUGUGCAGAACAAAUUCCAAACUGCAAAGAUUCACAUCAGUCCAAGAUUUUUCUUGACAGUGUUUCUCAGCACUCAAAAAUAUAUAGUAAUUCCUUGACUGAACUCCAUGGUACUAUAAGAACAUGUCCAAUUGAUGAAAAUAGGAUGGGAAGAUUAUUUAGGCAUAUAAAUCCAUUUUAUUUCCAACUACAGUAGGUUUGGUGGGAACUAAAUAUGUUUUGAUUUACCCAUUGAUUCAUUGAGGCUGGAUCUACACUGAUUAUAGCCCAGUAUCUGAUCCCAGAUUAUCUGCUGGAACUGGAUUAGAUGUAUCUCCACUACCAUGUAGUCCAGUUCAAAACAGAUAGUCUGGGAUGAAAUAUUGGAUUGUAUGGCAGUUUAGAACUAGAUUCUUGCUUACAACUAGAUUCUUUCAAAACACCAAACAUGUUCCUCACUGUUUUGUGAAAAUCAAAAGUUAAUUGGUGGAAACUAUGAUAUCCAUUUUAUCUUAAUAUUUUGCUCCACACCGUAUCAGAAUAGUGUAUCUGCAGAAAUAGCUGUUUAUAUUGAAAGGCAACAAGAAAAUUAGUGAACUUGCAGGUCUUUCCUCUUCUUUCCCUCAAUUCCAUAUCCAUGUCAGGAUACUUGCUUUAGUUCCAUAUUGAUGCCAGUAUACUUUUCAUCCCAGAGUGGGUUAUGUUGCCACCCCCCUUGCUUGAUGAAUGGAGCUCCACAAGAAGCGACAGCAACAUCAAUAAUCCUUGAAUGAUUAUAGCAAAGUCUGUUAAUUUCCCAUUAAAUCUGUUUGUUUCUAGCUGUCAUUAAGAGUCAUACCCACAACCUCUCCUAUUUUCCUCUUGCCUCUCAUCUUCAUAUGCCUGAAUUUCCAAUUUAUUGUACAUUUCAUUUGGAGAAAACAUACUGUAGUUUAUGACAUAUCAUUUCCAUACCUAGGCAUUUAGAAAGAUCAGAAGCAGUGCCAUGGCACAGUAGAGAGAGGCUGGUGCUUCUUUUAGGUUUUCCUGCCUUUCAGAAAAGAGGAUGAUUCUGUUGUUGAUCACAGCUACGAUAUAGUACUCGCACUGACCCAUGGAUAGGUCAAUCCAGGUUUGUUGGGUUGAUUGUUUGACUAACAUUUCUAGACUGAUACAUGAAUAUAUAGGGUUGUUUCAUUCCCCUCAAAACACACACACUUUAAGGUUAUUAUUAACACAUGGAUUCCAAACUCUGGAAGUAUAUUUCUUUUUUUCUAUAAAAUUUGUAUGAAUUAUAUAUAUUUUUAUAUUUCAAAGUUAGUCUGAAGAAAUCCUUGCAUAUUUAUUAGAAAUGUAUAUGUGUUUUGCAUUGAUAUUUAUAAGGUGCAUUGACAGUGUGGAGUUAUGCUUCAGUCAGUAAAGAGACCAGUUUGUGAAAGUUACACAUAAUUCACUGGACAGUGAGCAGAACUGUGGAACCAUGGUUGUUAUUUGAAUGAAUGCUAAAUAAAUUUACAUAUUUACA
This is a messenger RNA of Anolis carolinensis (green anole), 4249 nucleotides long. Its product is annotated as glutamate decarboxylase 1. Gene Ontology annotation, molecular function: pyridoxal phosphate binding; glutamate decarboxylase activity. The record is from RefSeq and is a predicted model, not a curated record. Gene Ontology annotation, biological process: GABA biosynthetic process. NCBI's taxonomy places the organism in Eukaryota, Metazoa, Chordata, Lepidosauria, Squamata, Anolidae. Gene Ontology annotation, cellular component: cytoplasm. The transcript is spliced from 14 exons. Bases 641 to 2068 code for a protein of 475 amino acids.